AUGGAACGUUGCCAAGACAUCCUCAGAACGUGUUCACAAAGUAAUGUCACGGUGUGUCGGCUGCUGACCUGUUUGCUGUAUAAGUUGGAGUCUAACAUGGACACCUCAGAGGACAGUACUUUUCUACAGGACAUGCUCAUGGGCAAUACUCUGCAUCUGCUUAUUAAGGUCUAUGACAGGCUGCAGAAGUACAGGGACCAGCAGCCCACUCCACUGCUGGAGAGCACAGAGGGCCUGCUUCAGGAUUUGGCAGAGGAGCUCCAUGGUGAGGUCGCCAGCCGAGAGACAUCAGAGCUGUUGGACCUGCUCUCCAGACCUCACGUACAGGGUCUUCUCUCAGUCCAUGACACGGUGGCCCAGAAAGACUAUGACCCUCAGUUGCCUCCUCUGCCUCCAUUGCAUGAUCACAAAGAGGAUGAGGAAGAUUCAUUCAGGAUCAUCUGUAUGAUUAAAAACCAGGAGCCUCUGGGAGCCACUGUGAAGAGAGAUGUGUCAACUGGAGCUAUAGUUGUGGCUCGGAUCAUGAGAGGAGGAGCUGCUGAUCUAAGUGGUCUAAUUCAUGAAGGUGACAAGCUCGAGGAAGUUAAUGGCGUUCCAAUGGAGGACAGGAAUCCAGAGGAGAUUAUUCCUAUAUUAGCCCAGUCAGAAAGAACGGUGACCUUCAAAGUCAUUCCAGGCACCAAAGACGAAUUGGCGACCAAAAACACCAAGAUCUUCAUGAGGGCACUUUUUGACUACGAUCCCAAAGCAGAUCCUGCUAUUCCGUGCAAAGACGUCGGGCUGGAGUUCAGGAGAGGAGAUGUGUUACAGAUUGUGAGUCAAGAGGAUGACACCUGGUGGCAGGCCAAACAUCAGGGUGAGGCAAACCUCAGGGCUGGACUGAUUCCGUCUAGACAGCUUCAGGAGAGGAGAAUGGCUUUACAGAGACCUGAAGCUCUGUUCAAGUUACCCAGUGUCUUAGAAACAUUCACAGCUGGUUUAAGGAGAAGUUUCCGGUUAAGCAGAAAGGACAGCAGGAGUCAACAAGUGAGACAGAAGACGGUUGAAGGACAUGGCUAUAUCCCUGAACCAAUAUAUCAGGAGGUCUCGCCAUACCACAGAAAGCCUGAAGACCGGUAUCGCCUCGUGCUUCUUACUGGACCCAGUGGCGUUGGUGUGACUGAAUUGAAGAGGAAACUUCUACUCUCUGACCCAGAGCACUUCAGUGUGACUGUGCCAUAUACCACUCGGGAGCAGAAAAGGCAGGAGAAAGAUGGUGUGGACUAUCACUUUAUAUCCAAACACACAUUUGAGAAAGAUAUUCUUAACCACAAGUUUUUGGAGUAUGGUGAACACAGUGGGAACUACUACGGUUUGAACAUAGAUUCGGUGCGCAGGGUUCUAGAGGAGAGAAAGGUGUGCUUGCUGGAUGUGGAGCCCCAUGUUAUAGAAGCCUUAAACACGACUGAGUUUAAACCCUAUGUUGUAUUUGUGAAGCCUCCAUCAAUAGAGCGCUUGAAACUGAGCCGGAGAAAAGCGAAAGUUCUGUCAAGUCCAAAUGAUCAGAAAUCCACAAAAACAUUUACGGAAAAUGAUUUUAAGGAUAUGAUUACCAGUGCCCAAGCCAUGGAGAGUAAAUAUGGCCAUUUGUUUGAUAAAGUAAUCAUCAAUGACGACUUGGCCGUGGCUUUUACUGAGCUGAGAGAUAACCUCAGAAAGAUCGAAACAGAGAGUCACUGGAUCCCACAUACAUGGGCUCAUGUCUAGAGAGCAAUUCAUGUUGACCACAUCGUUCAAGCAUAUAACAUUUGACAAUGUUUCUGAGAUUUUCAGUAUUUUAAAGAGCACUUUCUAUUAUUGUAAUUAUACGCUAUGCAGUGUCCUGACCAGUCAUGAACCAACUCCUUUCAAAUCUGCCAAACACAUGAUAGUGGACUGAAAUGUUCUUUUUUCC
Messenger RNA from Triplophysa rosa, 1933 nucleotides. It is a transcript of the gene mpp7b, whose product is annotated as MAGUK p55 scaffold protein 7b. Gene Ontology annotation, cellular component: cell-cell junction; plasma membrane. The transcript is spliced from 16 exons. Gene Ontology annotation, biological process: protein localization to adherens junction. Lineage: Eukaryota; Metazoa; Chordata; Actinopteri; Cypriniformes; Nemacheilidae. The record is from RefSeq and is a predicted model, not a curated record. The coding region runs from base 1 to 1746 and encodes 581 amino acids. Gene Ontology annotation, molecular function: protein binding.